AAUAAUGAUAAUGAGAAUAUUCUUAUUGAAAGGAAUAGAAAAUCAAAGGUAAAUAUAGGCAAACCAUUGAAUAUAUCGAAGGUAAGUGUAAUUGGGUAUUUGUAGUUUGUGUUUUAUCAAAUAGGGGUGGGGGGUCUUUGCGCGCGAGCGCUUAAUCGAUAGAUCACAAAACUCCUUUCUGAUAAUGAUCAUAUGCACACUAGUGACUGAUUUCAAGAUAUAUUUCCUGGAGUUCUAGUGAGAAGCAGUGAUUAGUGGAGUUCAACCAAGUCUGUUGGGAGAUAUUAACUCACUGAAGAAAUUGCUGAAUGGUAGCUCAAUUUCAUGAAUUGGUUGAAGUUAGACAUUAUCACUGUUGGAUGCUGGCCGUCUCAGUGGUCUGGUGGUUAAUCGCUUACGCGCGAAACUCAUUGAUUCUAUGUUCGAAUCACUGGAGGCCGGAUCGUGAAUGCGUACUGCUGGGGAGUCCCAUAAUAACUCCUAUACCAUUAAUAUCAUAUCAACAUAAUAUUAUACCUAAUAAUAUAGAUAUAUAUCCAAAUAAAUUAGAUAAUAGUAGUAUAUCAAUAAAUGAUAAAAGAUUAUCAAACAUUAAUAAUAAUGAUAAUGAGAAUAUUCUUAUUGAAAGGAAUAGAAAAUCAAAGGUAAAUAUAGGCAAACCAUUGAAUAUAUCGAAGGCUCGUGUUGAACUCGUUUUAAUAUUUGUUAAAGUUGGUCAAGUAGAUACUGUCAAUGAACGUUAUCAAGCAGAUAUAUUCCUUCAAGCAAGAUGGCGUGAACCAUUACUUGAUGCUAUGUGGAAUAAAUCUAGUUUAAAAUCAAAAAGUAGUUGGCAAACAAAUCCUUCGAUUGAAAAUCCAUUUACAGAUUUAACAUCAAAACGACAAUUGAAUACGUUAAAGUUACAAGAUGAUGAAUUUUGGAAUCCUCGUCUACUAAUUGAUAAUGCUGAAGGUGAACCAAUUGAAAUUAUUAGUCAUGAAGUAGAAUUUAUAGAACCAGAUUUUGAAGCAUAUCUUGUGGAAAAACGACGAAUUAAAGGUAUUUUUCAUGAAACAUUGGAAUUAAGACAUUUUCCAUUUGAUUGUCAGGAUCUAUCAGUUACAAUCACAUGUGAUCGUACAACAGAUGAAGUGGAACUUGUGGCUUCACCAACAGAAGUUAGUCAAGUUGAUGUACGAUGUGCAGCUGAUAGUCAAGAAUGGAAAAUUUUUCAUCAUGUUGAUAUUAAAUCCAUUGAAAUUCAAACAGGUUAUAGUCCUAGUACAAGUAAACGUCAUCAUCCUGGUUUAGUAUUUACAAGUCGUUCAGCUAGACGUUCUGGUUAUUUUCUUGUGAAUAUGAUAUUAAUUAGUUGUGUAUUAUGUUUAUUAUCAUUUUCGGCAUUCUCUGUACCAGCUAAUGAAAAUCGUUUACAAUUAUCAUUAUUAUUAUUAUUAACUACGGUUACAUUUAAAUUUGCUGCAUCACAAAAUCUUCCUAAAAUUUCAUAUUUAACAUAUUUGGAUAAAGUUGUCCUGGUGAAUUUUUUCAUGCUUGUCAUUCUCACUGUAUGGCAUGCUAUAGCUCGUGCUGUAUCUGCAUCAAAGCCAAAAUUUUUAGAAUAUGAACAUUAUGUUAUGUACAGUUUGCUCAGUUGUUAUUGUAUUGGUUCUGUAUUAUUUGGAUUAACGGUUUAUCUUGAUGCUGGUUCAAGAAGACGUUUAAUGAAACGUAAAGAUAUAGAAUUUAAUCAAUAUAAACAACAAAUUGAAGCAGAAAAACAACAACAUUCUAUAUUAAGUGUAUCAUUAGAAGAAUGGUUAAAUUCACCACAUAAUAGUAUAACAGAUAAUUUAUUAGAUAAAAAUGAUCCAUAAUCAAUCAUUUUGAUAUUAGUUCAGAUCAUGGAUCCAUUGAAGGUGGAUCAUCAUAGAAAACUUGGAAAACAGCCAUUCAGUACUUCCAGAUUUUCCAUGGUGAUCUAACUUUAAUGGAUUCAUGAUCUCAACUAUAUGAAAUUACUUAAAUCUCUACAAACCCCCCCCUCCCUCCGCCCUUCUGAAAAUCAAUAAUUAUUGAUAUUUUCUGAUCUGGAUCAUAAAUAAUCAAGAUAAUCAAGAUCAAGAAACAUUAUCAUUAUUAUGAAGAUUUCAUUCACCAUGUGAUAUCUAUCUAUCUAUCUUUAUUCUUAACAAGAGUCUCAUCAAUAUUCAACUUCCAUUUUUGCAUUUUUUGUUACACCAAAGAUACAAAGAUAAUACCCAUUUUAUGUACAAGAUUUCUGGGGGGGGGAGGCAGUUAUCUAUCUUUUUUCCUAAUGAAAAUCUCUUCAAUAUUCAACUUUUUUUUUGUUGCUAUGAGGAUAUAAAGAUAAUACUCAUUUUAUGUACAAUAUUUCAAAGGGGGAGGGGGAGGCACUUAUCUAUCUUUAUUACCAUUAAAACUCACUUCAAUAUUUACCUUUUUUUGUUGCUAUGGUGAUAUAAAGAUAAUACUCAUUUUAUGUACAAUAUUUCAAAGGGGGAGGGGGAGGCACUUAUCUAUCUUUAUUACCAUUAAAACUCACUUCAAUAUUUACCUUUUUUUUGUUGCUAUGGUGAUAUAAAGAUAAUAAUCGUUUUAUAUACAAGAUUAAAAGUAAUGAAAAUGAUAUAUUCAUUAAAGUAUCCAUUAUACAAUAAGUUCCAUUCUUUCCAAUUAUUCAAGACGAUCUUCUUGUAAAUAUACAAUUUAUUACUUUAUGUUCAAUGAUUUUCUAUCUAACAGUGUUGGUGUCAUUAUCGGUGUUGUUUUGAAUUAGUUAUAUAAUGUGAUAAAAAUAACAAACUAAGAUAUUCCAAAUGUUCUCCACUUGUUUUCUUCGUUUUUUUUUUGGUUUCUCUCUCUCUCUCUCUUUCUCUCAUAUCCAUUCAAGGGGAUUUCCAAAAAGGAUCUAGAUUAAGUUUUCUUUUUUUUUGUUUUUUUUGUUUUUGUUUUGUUUUAGUUUAUGGUUAGUAAAGAAAGAAUACAGAAGUAUAAUGGUUGUUAUCCAUUGUGAAGGAGUAUAAGCCACCUACCGGUGUUGUUCAUUCAACUAUAUCCCUAGGCAAUAUUGUUCAUUGGCUAUUCAUCGUUUUGAUAUUUGCUUUCAUUUCAUGAUGUAGUGUAUUCUUUGGCUUUCCUCUUUUUUUGUUUUCCAUUUUGGGGGUUGCCUCGUGAUGCGGUUUGAUGAUUUCCGUAACAUAUGUCCUAUACACUUCCAAUGUCUUUUUUUAAUUACUUCUUCAGAUGGAAGUUGGUUUGUCAUCUCUAACAGUAGGCUGUUGCAGAUAGAGAAUUAAUAUAACGAAAGGAUUAAUAGUUUUUUUCUGUGGUAUGGUACAGUAAUAAGACUGAAUUGGAUCGAUGAGUUUAUAAUACCAUCAGUCUAGAUAAUCGCAAGGAUUCACUAUACAUAGACGAGAUCGAUGUUAUAUAAGAUACCCGAUGGACGAUCAAGAAUGGAGUACAGGAGUAAUGAUAGGAAAUCAAUUAAUUCCAUACAAUUACAACCAGUUUACACUGAGUGAGCCCCCAAAUGCCCUGGUACAGCCGAGAGUGGGGAGGGUCCUCUCUCUCUCGAAAUGCUCUCACAUGACCACGCGUAUACAGCCACUGCCAGUGAAGUCCUGCUCACUGCCUUUUCGUGACGAAUGUGUUGUUUACGAAAUUGAGAGUAAGAAAAGCGAAUAUCCGAUGCUCUAACUGGGUUGGUGGAUAUGGGAAAUACACCUAGAGGAGUUGGAAAACCACAAUCAGAUAUACAAUCUGUCCACUUUGAUAUUGAGACGUCAUAUAAUAUAAUUCAUUUGUCAGUUAUAGUUUUAUGUACUCGGUUGGAAUCAUGUUUAGUGAUAUUGCUAAUUGAAUCCUAAAUCCUAAGUAAACAGAGCAAAGUUUGAAAUUGCGAUCAACUGGUUUAUAUAUGAAAAACUGGAAUUUUCAUCAUCCUCAUUAUACAACACUGCUGAUAAAACCCAUACUAGGACGAAACGGCCAUCCAGUGCUUCUAGUGGUGAUCUAGCUUAGAUCGACUCAUGAAUAUUGUAGAUAAACAGAUGUUUUGCUAAAAUAGAUGAAAUACGUGUAAUGACCUACUUUUCAUGACGAGAGUGUUAUUGGUUUAAUGGAAACAAUUAGUAUUAUAACCUAUUGUACCAGUGAUUGUUUUACUGAACUUGUUUGUUUAACUGAACCAAAGGCACUCUUCCUUCCGUUGUCCAUUUCGCUUGUACGAACGCGCUUACGCUGCAUUGUUUUGCCUGUACUCUUUGGUGCGUCUCGGUAUUCAUUUGAUACCACGAGAUCGCCAACAAAUAUAUGUUAUCUGGACCACUAACAGUUUUCUGGUUUUUGGCCUACCGAGGGAUCGAAGUCGAUAUCUGGCACGUAAUCUUAUUGUAGUGGUAAUCAUGGUCGAUAGCGACUCGACAGCUAUCUAUAUAUGUAAGAUAUUGUUCCUUUAUAUAUAGAGGACUACAAUUUCCGUUUACAAGGUAAUUGAUAAAAGUACUUCACAAUGUAAGGGAUUUAAAAGUGAUCUUCGCUGCUUCUCUGUGUUUUUGGAUUGAUGAGAAUAAUCUUACAUGAAGAAGGUUAUGAUUAUAAAAGAAAGUUUCUACAACUCUAUAAAGAAAAUUUUCUUCAUUUGUCAGAUUUCAUCUUUUCUGUAUCCUUUUAAUAUAAUCUCACCUUGGCUAAUUGUAUGUUGAACAGACCAUGUACAGCUUAUUUAUUCAUUUAUUUAAACACAUAAAUAUUG
Molecule: messenger RNA, 4762 nt
Organism: Schistosoma rodhaini
Lineage: Eukaryota; Metazoa; Platyhelminthes; Trematoda; Strigeidida; Schistosomatidae
Source: the annotation of a GenBank genome assembly